This is a messenger RNA of Paramecium sonneborni, 3575 nucleotides long. The record is from the annotation of a GenBank genome assembly. Lineage: Eukaryota; Ciliophora; Oligohymenophorea; Peniculida; Parameciidae.
AAUGACUGAUAAAUAAUAUGAAUAUUAGAGCCUAUUUGGUAUACAUCAAUUCUGAUAUAUCUAAUAGAUUACAAAUAUGAGAAUGUAAAUCCAAAAGGAAGCUAUGUAUAACGAUUCCAAUCUAAAAAUAGAAAAAUAACUUCAAAUCGACCAGAUUAUGAAUUACCUAAUAAUUCAAUUCAAACCAGUAAAUAUACAAUACUCAACUUCAUUCCUAAACAACUUUUUGAAUAAUUCUCUAAAUUAGCAAAUAUUUACUUUGUUGUAAUAAUAAUAUGCAAAUAAAUAGAUUAUUGGGGCACUUUAAAUGAUUCCAGAAGUUUCAAUCAGUUCAGGAGUUCCUACAAUUUAUCUUCCAUUAGGCUUCAUUAUUCUGAUUAGUGGAGCCAAGGAUUUCUAUGAAGAUUACAAACGUCGUAAAUCUGAUAAUGAAGAAAAUAGAUAACCUAUUAUGACUUAUGAUGGUUAUAAAUUUGAGAGCAUUCCUUCAAGUUCACUUUAUGUAGGUUAAAUUAUCAAAGUUCAUCAAGAUGAAGUUGUACCUGCUGAUAUAUUGAUACUGAGAAGUAGUGAAUAGAAGGGAAUCUGCUAUGUUGAAACUAAAUCUCUUGAUGGAGAAACUAAUCUUAAAUAAAAGAAUGUACAUAUAGAUCUAUUAUAAACUUUCAUCUCAGAUGAUUGCUUUGGUUAAGAAGAUAAGAGAAUUGUUUUAAAAUACUAAGCUCCUACAACCUAUCUCUAUUAAUUCAUUGGAGAAACCACUACAAUACAAUCAAAAGUUUCUGCUAUGAAUUUCAAUAAUUUCAUGCUUAGAGGAUGUAAUUUGAGAAAUGUUAAGUAUGUCUUUGGAUUAGUAACAUACACUGGAAGAGAUACCAAAAUUAUUAUGAAUUCAACUAAAGCUAGAUCAAAAAGAAGUAAGUUGGAAACCUAAAUGCAGAAAUUCAUACUCAUUAUUUUUAUCACUCAAUUGAUGUUGUGUAUUAUUGGAUCCAUUGUUUAUGCUAUCUCGUUUUAUAAUAAAAGAAGUUUUUUAAGUUAUUUAGAUAUACAAACAUCUGAUGAUGAAUAUAACAUAGCAUAUAACUUUUUUGUUAGAUUCGGUAAUUGGAUUCUCAUCUUUACUAAUUUUGUUCCUAUUUCACUCUUAGUUACCUUAGAAAUGGUUAAAUUUGUAUAAGGCAAAUUUAUAACUUUGGAUGAAAAAUUAAAUUAACCAAAAGUAUAAUCUUCAAAUCUGAAUGAAGAGUUAGGCUAGAUUGAACAUAUAUUUUCGGACAAAACUGGUACACUGACGUGUAAUAUAAUGGAAUUUAAAUAAAUAAUUAUGUAUGAAAUUAAAUAAAUCUAAUAAGAGGCAAUUAAAAUUAUGGAGAUGUAAAGGAAAAUUAAGAGAAUUACAUAAAUAACGCAGAAAUACUAAGUUAUCCACAAGUAACAAAUGUAGAUUUUCGAGAUAGAAAGCUAAUAGAGGCAUUAAAAGAUGAGAAUCAAUAGAUGCACAAAUAAGUGAAAGAUUGUUUAGUUAUGCUUAGUAUUUGCCAUACAGUAAUAGCUGAUGUGAAAGAUAAUAAAUUAAUUUAUAAUGCAACAUCUCCAGAUGAAUUGGCAUUGCUGAAUUUUGCAAGAUUUGUAGGAUGUGAAUUUUUGGGUACAGAUGAGAAUGGAAUAAAGAGAGUGAAAUUAAAGGAUGAGAUAUUGGAAUUUUAACUAUUGGAGAUAUUUGAGUUUAGUUCUCAGAGAAAGAGAUAAUCAAUAUUGGUAUAGAUAGUGAAAUCAAGGGAAAUAAUAUUAUAUUCAAAAGGUGCUGAUUCAAUAUUGUUAUCAGAGACAAAAUUGUCAGAGAAGGAAUUGUAGAGUGAAGAUUAUCAUAAUUUAGAAGAGAAAUUAGAAGAAUAUGGGAAGAUAGGUUUAAGAACAUUAGUUUUAUGCAAAAGAUUAUUAGAUAUAUAAACAUAUUAGGAAUGGAAUAAGAGAUAUUAAGAAGCAGCAUAGAGUUUGGAGAAUAGAGAGGAGAGAAUGUAAACAUUAUAAGAUGAAUUAGAGAAGAAUUAUGAAAUAUUAGGUGCAACAGCAAUAGAAGAUAAAUUGUAAUAGAAUGUAGCAGAGACAAUAGCAGCAAUAAAGUAAGCAGGAAUAAAAGUAUGGGUAUUAACAGGUGAUAAGAUAGAGACAGCAAUAAAUAUCGGAUAUUCUUGUGAGUUAUUAACAAAUGAUUUAGUUUAACAUGUAGUAGAUGAGAAGAUGGAAUCAUUAGUAAUAGAGAAAUUAACGGAGACAAUAGGUUUGAUAAGUAAAUAGCCAAAUGAUUAACAUGCAUUGAUAAUAUCAGGAGAUGCAUUACUUCAUUCAUUAAAACCGCAUAUAAGAAAGAAGAUGAUAUAGAUAGGGGAAUCAUGUAAUGUAGUAUUAUGUUGUCGUGUAAGUCCGAAAUAGAAAUAGGACGUAGUAACAUUGAUAAGAAAUUAAUAAAAGAAUGUGUGUACUUUGGCAAUAGGAGAUGGUGCAAAUGAUGUUAAUAUGAUAACAGCUGCUCAUGUAGGCGUAGGUAUUAGAGGAGUGGAAGGAUAACAAGCAUCAAGAGCAGCUGAUUAUAGUGUAUAGGAGUUUUAAGAAUUGAGAAGAUUGUUAUUUUAUCAUGGGAGAGAAUGUUAUAGAAGGAAUAGUAGUUUGGUAUUUUAUACAUUCUAUAAAAACAUAUUGGUUGUGCUACCUUAAUUUUGGUAUGGAAUAUUAUCAAUGUAUUCAGCAUAGUCUUUAUAUGACACUUUCAUAUAUCAAUUAUUUAAUAUAUUAUAUGGUGCAUUACCUAUUAUGAUUUAUGGAGUAUUUGAUGAAGAACAUGAAGCAGAUGUUCUAACUGAGAAUACCUAAUUUAAUUAUUAUGAAUAAGGACCAUAAGGUAAGUUAUUUAAUCUUAAAAUAUUUCUGUUUUGGGUAUUUUAAGGCUUGUGGUAGACAUCUGUAAUCUGUUUUUUUCCUACCUUUUGUAUUUCAGCCAAUUUCAUAGACGAUCAUGGAUAUAUGUAACAUUUGUGGGCUUAAGGCACUAUGAUAUUUGGAUUGGUUAUUGUAGUAUGCAAUCUAAAAGUACUUAUAUUCUCAAAUGUUUACACUCCAGCUUUGCUUGUAUACAUUCUCAUCUAUCUUAGGGAAGUAUAGCAUUUAGUAUGAUUUCGUAUUUGAUCUCCUGGAUCAUUUUAGAUAAUAUCAGUUAAGCUGAAGCAUAUGUUGUUUUAGAAAGGUAUUUGUUAUAUUUAUAUUAUUAUUUAAGUUUAUUUGCUACUCCUAAUUUCCAUCUUGGGAAUAUACUAGUAAUUGUUACUAUAGGAACUAUUGAUUCUGCUAUUAAUUUAAAACUUAAAAAAAUGAUGAUUGCAUCCAAAAAGAAAAAUCUACCACUCUUUCAUGAACCAAAUAAAAAUAAUUAAGUUGUCAAAGUCAUUAAUAGAGCUAAUACUGGCUUUGCCUUCAAUUAUUUAGAUGUCGAUGAACUUGAAAAUCAAGAAAAAAUUGAAUUAUAUAAUCUAGAUAAUUAAGUUGUCCCUGAAAACUUCAAUCAUAACAUAUAUUGA